This is a messenger RNA of Lates calcarifer (barramundi perch), 2623 nucleotides long. It is a transcript of the gene card9, whose product is annotated as caspase recruitment domain family, member 9. The transcript has 15 exons. NCBI's taxonomy places the organism in Eukaryota, Metazoa, Chordata, Actinopteri, Centropomidae. The coding region runs from base 549 to 2156 and encodes 535 amino acids. Gene Ontology annotation, biological process: regulation of apoptotic process; positive regulation of canonical NF-kappaB signal transduction. The record is from RefSeq and is a predicted model, not a curated record.
GACUCUCGCUCUUUCCUCUUUUUCAUCGUUUGGUUUCAGUUCAGUUUGAUGAAACUUUCCAGGAAUCAGAGUGAAAUUGUUUCCAGUUUCUCUGAAUCACUCUGACUUCUCUAAUCUUCAUCUCUUCCUCUUUCUAUCAGUUUCAAACAGUAAACAGAAGGAUUUUAACGCAGUUCAUUAUGUGAAGGAAGAACUUUGAUCUGUUCCUCAGUAAAAGUAAUAAAACUGAAAAUACUUCAGCACAGCUGAACAGGUGAGACGUGAUUGGAGGAUGAACAGUGUCAGUGCCAGUCAGAGGGUGGAGACUGACUGAAAACAGGAAGUGAGAGAAACUACUUUUUCCUCAGAAAACACAGAAACAACAUAGAGAGACAGAGACAGAGAGAGAGAGAGACAGACAGAGACAGAGAGAGAGACAGAGACAGAGAGAGAGACAGACACAGACAGAGACAGAGAGAGAGACAGACAGAGAGAGAGAGACAGACAGCAACAGGAAACAAGACUGUGUUCUGAGAGUUUACUGUGUGUAGUGUGUACUCAGUGUAGUGAUGGAGGGAGUGUGUGAGGACGACCUCUGCUGGCUGCAGUUGGAUGAUUUCAGGAUGCUGCUCAUCAAAACCAUUGAACCUUCAAGAAUCACUCCCUACCUCCGACAGUGUCAGGUGAUCAGUGCCGAGGAUGAGGAGCAGCUCUUCAACGAUCCAAGCCUCAUCAUCAGGAGGAGAAAAGUUGGAGCUCUGCUGGACAUCCUGCAGAGGACAGGGGUCAAAGGUUACACAGCCUUCCUGGAGAGUCUGGAGCUGGAUUAUCCUCAACUGUACAGUCAAAUCACCGGGAAGGAGCCCAACAAGACCUUUAGCAUCCUCAUCGAUACAGCAGGAGAAUCUGGUCUGACUCAAUUCUUGAUGUCGGAGCUGAGCCGCCUGCAGAGGGCGCUGCAGGACGAGAGGAGGCGCCGCCAACAGGCCUGCUCUGUCGCCAAGGAACAGGAGGCGUGGUCUCGGCAGCAGCAGCUCAGGGACCAUGAGCUGAGGAAGCUGACGGAGCGGCUGCAGAAGGUUCGGGAGGAGCGGGAGCGGCUGAACGAGGAGGUGAAGCAGCUCCGAGAUCACAACUACAGCCUGAUGGCCGACAUCAACGCCCUGAACCAGGAGAAGAGCAAUGCCCUGCUGGCCAACAGAGACCUGCAGAUCGAGGUGGAGCGUCUGAAGCACACGGUGCUGCGAGCUGAGAGUCAGACUCGGCUGCUGAGACGACGAACGCUGAGGCCACUGCAGGAGAGCAGGAGUCUGGCUCUGCCCACAGAGACCUUCUUCCACCCCAACAGACUGGAGGAGCAGAAAGAGGAGAAACAGGAGGAGAAACAGGAGGAGAAGAAGGAGGAGAAAAAACAGGAGAAGAAGGAGGAGAAGAAGGAGGAGAGUCCAGCACCUCCUCAGAUGAACCUCCUCGCUACAGUGUUCAGACUGAGGAGAGAACUCCACAGGGCGGAGGAGCAGAGAGCUAGGAGUGUGGAGGAGAAGGAGGAGCUGGAGCUGUGCUGCACUCAGCUGAAGGGAGACACCCGGAUGUACCGUCAACGAAACAAACAAACCCUCAGACAGCUGGAGGAGGUGAUCAGAGAGAGAGACAAGGCUCUGGCAUCUCGGGCGGAGCAGCAAGAGGAGGCGCGGCAGCUCCUGCAGGAGAAGGAUCAGUACAGGGAGCAGGUCAGACAGCUCACCGAGCAAUCUGAUAGGCUGGAGCUCCUCCUGCUGAAGUCACAGGGGGAGGAGCUACAGCUGAGGACACGCCUCCGCAGACUCACCUGUAACACCCACCAGUGGGAGAGAAGUGUGACCAGUGAGGAAGAGGAGGAGUCGCCAGAGAAAGGAGACGGUGAGGAGGUUCACAGCAGGACAUCGGGGGAGAACAAGGAGGCGGCAGUGGCGCUGCAGCAGCACAGAUCUCCUCCAGGAGGCGCCACAGAGUCUGAGCCGAUGCCCAGCACUGCUGCAUCAUGGGAGAAGCAGACAGACGACUGUCUCACCUCCAGAGGUCGUCCAAACUUCUUCUAUCGCAGGAAGCGAGCCCUGAGGUCAAAGUUAAUCUGUAAGGAGUUUACAGCUGGUAACCUUGACGACAGCAGCGGCAGCGACAUCACUGACUCCGACUGAGCUCACCUGAGAUCACCCGAUCAAACAUCACAGUUUUUACUUCCUGUUCCCUGUUUAUUACCUGUUCACACCUGUUGAAGUCAGAUCCUUUACUGCAGUAAAACACCACUCUGUAACAAUUUGACAAAGAAAAGGCAAACUACACAGCUUAAUAUAAAACAAGAUAGCUUCUAAAAUGCUAAAUUCAUUCAACAUUGCCAUGUCAGAGUAUUGUAUCAUCUGUCUCAACCCAAGGAUUUGUUGUUGCUGUCAUUUGUUGAAAAAAAGAUAGAAAUUUAAUAACAGACAGGACCAAGGCCAGCAUAAAUACCUAUUAAAGGAAAUCCUACUGCACUUAAAGUAUCUCAGUAUAAACCGUGUUAAUAUAUAUAUCUUCUGUCGUGAGAUUAUUAUUAGAACUGAUCAGAGUUUAAUUGAUUACAAACACGUGUCUGUUUGAUCUUUAAUAAAACAUCUGAUCUAAUCAA